AGACUCAAGAUCCAGGAUUUGAAUCGAUGAACUUCGACGAAAUGAUUCUAGAAGCCGCCAAAUCUAUCACUGCCGCAACUUCCGCUUUGAUCAAAGCCGCCAGCGCCGCUCAGAGGGAACUAAUUGACAGUGGAAAAGUGUCAAGACAUCCAAUAUCAUCUUCUGAUGAUGGCCAGUGGUCGGAAGGUCUUAUAUCAGCUGCCAGGCUUGUAGCAGCAGCAACGCAUAGUUUGGUAGAAAGUGCUAAUGCUCUAGUCCAAGGCUUGGGUAGCGAAGACAAGCUGAUUGCUGCUGCUAAGCAAGUUGCCAGUUCAACAGCGCACCUAUUGGUCGCUUGCAAAGUUAAAGCCGAGGGAGAUACGGACGCUACGAGAAGGCUACACGCUGCCGGAAAUGCGGUUAUUAGAUCAACAGAUAAUUUAGUCAGAGCCGCUCAGCAAUCAAAACAAGUCGAAGAAGAAAGAUAUCUGGUAAUAAACAAAAAAAUGGUUGGAGGUAUUGCCCAAGAAUUGGAUGCUCAAUCUGAAGUGGUCAGGAUUGAGAGAGAGUUAGAUGAUGCAAGAAGCAAGCUAGCUGCUAUUAGGCAGGCUAGAUACAAACUCAAAGGUUAUGAGACGUCGGGCGACGAAACUGACGGUUACGGAGGCUCCGCCUCCGAACAGGACAUACGCAUCAAGAUUACGUAUUAAUCGAUGUCGUUAACACACAGGUAAGUCCGUCUGA
Molecule: messenger RNA, 723 nt
Organism: Sitophilus oryzae (rice weevil)
Lineage: Eukaryota; Metazoa; Arthropoda; Insecta; Coleoptera; Curculionidae
Product: talin-1-like
Exons: 6
Coding region: 27-689 (220 amino acids)
Biological process (GO): cell-cell adhesion
Cellular component (GO): plasma membrane; focal adhesion
Molecular function (GO): actin binding; integrin binding
Source: RefSeq, a predicted model, not a curated record